This is a messenger RNA of Loxodonta africana (African savanna elephant), 997 nucleotides long. It is a transcript of the gene VPS29, whose product is annotated as VPS29 retromer complex component. The record is from RefSeq and is a predicted model, not a curated record. Gene Ontology annotation, cellular component: retromer complex; endosome. The transcript is spliced from 4 exons. NCBI's taxonomy places the organism in Eukaryota, Metazoa, Chordata, Mammalia, Proboscidea, Elephantidae. The coding region runs from base 72 to 620 and encodes 182 amino acids. Gene Ontology annotation, biological process: intracellular protein transport; retrograde transport, endosome to Golgi.
GGCGGGGAGCCGACGAGCCUGAGGAAGAGGGUGGCGGCGGUUGUUGUGACUGAGCGAAGCCCGGUGACAGGAUGUUGGUGUUGGUAUUAGGAGAUCUGCACAUCCCACACCGCUGCAACAGUUUGCCGGCUAAAUUCAAAAAACUGCUGGUGCCAGGAAAGAUUCAGCACAUUCUCUGCACUGGGAACCUUUGCACCAAAGAGAGCUAUGAUUAUCUCAAGACUCUGGCUGGCGAUGUUCAUAUUGUGAGAGGAGACUUCGAUGAGAAUCUGAAUUACCCAGAACAGAAAGUUGUGACUGUUGGACAGUUCAAAAUUGGUUUGAUCCAUGGACAUCAAGUUAUUCCAUGGGGAGAUAUGGCCAGCUUAGCCCUGUUGCAGAGGCAGUUUGAUGUGGACAUUCUUAUCUCGGGACACACGCACAAAUUUGAAGCAUUUGAGCAUGAAAAUAAAUUCUAUAUUAACCCAGGUUCUGCCACUGGAGCAUAUAAUGCCUUGGAAACAAACAUUAUUCCUUCAUUUGUGUUGAUGGAUAUCCAGGCUUCUACAGUUGUCACUUACGUGUACCAGCUAAUCGGAGAUGAUGUGAAAGUAGAACGAAUCGAAUACAAAAAGUCUUAAAGCCAGGCCUGUCUUGAUGAUUUUUGUUUUGUUUUCCAUUCCCCUGUUUAAAUCAAGUAAUUAAACAUUUAAAGCCACAAAAUUGUAUCACUUUUAUAAUAUUUUGCAGUAAAAUAUAAUAUCUUCUCUGUUAAUACAUAAUUGCUGUAAGCUUCUUAUAAGCUUUAAGAAUAUAUUUAGUUCACAGUAUAUGAUGUCUGUGAAAAAAUGUCCACCACAUAGUAAAUGAUCAGCUGUCAAAGAAAGUUUAUCCUGGUAAAUAUCUUCAAACUUGAUACUUGAAACUUUAUUAUGAAAGUAGUGCAUGAGGAGACAGAAUCUAGACUUUCUUGUAUACACUUUUCUCCAUUCAGAAAUAAACUUUUAUCUUCCAUUUA